This is a messenger RNA of Toxotes jaculatrix (banded archerfish), 2145 nucleotides long. It is a transcript of the gene inaa, whose product is annotated as internexin neuronal intermediate filament protein, alpha a. Gene Ontology annotation, molecular function: structural constituent of postsynaptic intermediate filament cytoskeleton. Bases 262 to 1635 code for a protein of 457 amino acids. Lineage: Eukaryota; Metazoa; Chordata; Actinopteri; Toxotidae. Gene Ontology annotation, cellular component: intermediate filament; postsynaptic intermediate filament cytoskeleton; cytoplasm. The record is from RefSeq and is a predicted model, not a curated record. Gene Ontology annotation, biological process: intermediate filament organization. The transcript has 5 exons.
UGUGUGGACGGUUCCAUCGUUUUACGGACACGAAACGAAGCCGAGGUUUGUGCAGAAUCUGGGAGGGUUUUCAUCAGAGUUUGUUUUGGUUCUCUUUAAAGAGAAAAACAUCACUGAACAUCUUCACUCCACCUUCGCACAAAUAUUAUAUAGCAGUGUACCGCCGUGCGUAAAAUGGUUCGCUCCACCUGCAGCCUGCUCUCGAUAAGCUCUUGAAAAGCUCUUUAAGUCCCUCAGUUUUAUCUCUGACUCACGGCAAAGAUGAGCUACGGAGACCGCUACACCUCGUCAUCCUACCGGAAGAUUUUCGGGGACUCUCCUCGGUUCCCCGUCUCCCCCUCUCGCAUGAGCGCUGCCUCUCCUCGGUUCUCCUCGGGGCUCAGGUCCAUGGCUGCGUCCCGCAACAGCUCCUCCUCCUCCCUCAGCCUGUACAGACGGGUCGGACGGUCCUCCGCCUCUUUCUCUCCGGUGCCGACCGACUCCCUCGACCUGAGCCAGACCUCUGUUGCCAACAAUGAACUGAAAGUCAUCAGAACUAACGAGAAGGAGCAGCUGCAGGGUCUGAACGACCGCUUCGCCAUGUUCAUUGAUAAAGUGCGGCACCUGGAGCAGCAGAACAAAGUGCUGGAGACGGAGCUGGUGACCCUGCGGCAGAAGCACAGCGAGCCGUCCCGCGUCGCUCAUCUCUACCAGCAGGAGAUGAGGGAGCUGAGAUCACAGCUGGAGGAGCUGAGCAGGGACAAGAACCGCAUCCUGAUCGAGAGGAACAACAUGGAGGACGAGCUGCAGAAGCUCAGUGCGAAGUAUGAUGAAGAGGUGAGGGCACGGGAGGAAGCUGAACAGACCUUGAAGUCGUUCAGGAAGGACGUGGAUGAUGCUGCAGCCGUUCGCCUGGACCUGGAGCGCCGGUUGGAUUCCCUGAUGGACGAAAUCUCCUUCCUGAAGAAGGUCCACGAUGAGGAGAUGCAGGAGCUGACCAACAUGAUGGAGGCGCAGCAGGUGUCCGUGGAGCUUGAGCUCGCCAAACCGGACCUCACCUCGGCCCUGAAGGAGAUCCGCAACCAGUACGAGUCCAUCGCCUCCAAAAACCUGCAGUCGGCCGAGGAGUGGUACAAGAGCAAGUUCGCCAGCCUCAGCGAGCAGGCAACCAGGAGCAACGAGGCCAUGAGGGCCAGCAGGGAGGAGAUCAACGAGUUCAGGAGGCAGCUGCAGUCCAAGACCAUCGAGAUAGAGACCCUGAGAGGAGCCAACGAGUCUCUGGAGAGGCAGAUCACGGAGAUGGAGGAAGCACACAACUCUGAAGUCACAGCCAUGCAGGACACUAUUGGCCACAUGGAUACUGAGCUGAGGAACCUGAAGGGUGAGAUGGCCCAGCACCUGAGAGAGUAUCAGGACCUGCUCAAUGUCAAGAUGGCCCUGGACAUAGAGAUAGCUGCCUACAGGAAACUGCUGGAGGGGGAGGAGACUCACUUUAACUCAGGGAUGUCGUUCAGCGCUGCCAGCUACAGCUACCAGCCUCGAGCCUCAGCCGGCUCCUCCAGGAGCAGCCAGAGGGAGAAAGAAGGAGCCACGAAGGAAAGCUUCAAGGAGAUCAGUGAGGAGAAGGAUGAGGCAGACAUCAACUCCAACAACUGAAGACAGACAGGCACGGAAACCUGGCAAGUGUGAAGACAUAUUCUGUAUAUGUAUCGUGAGUUUAUAGUAACAUACUGUAUUUUUGCCGCUGUGUAAGAUUGCACUGAAACCUCCUGUGUGCCAGGUGAGAAAAAAAGAUUCCUCAGACAGAGACUUUCAAAGAGAAAGACAAGAAAUGUUAGUGUAGGUCCACUUCACUGUUGUUGCUGUGUAUUGUCAACAAACCUUCAGUUUGGGUACAUAGGGUGUAUAGAGGAUUACAGUGUCUGUCGGCUUUUUCUUUGCACUGUUGUGUUUUGUUUUAUGGCAUUAUGAAGUGUAGAUGUUUUACCCAUUCCUAACAUAACCAGUGUUACAGACACAGAACUGUAUGUUGGAAAACCCUGUAGCGACAGAGAGAACAGCUAGCAUGGUUAUUCAUGAUCCAACGCAUCAAACAGUGCAUGUAGUCCAGCUGUUCAGUGUAUACACACCGACAGAACCUCUCACUGUUGUUUCAAUUGCACUGAA